GAUGCCCCUAGACCGUUGGGAAAGGUCGGCAUGAAUGAGGCAGUUGGGCAGCAGAGCGAAGACGGGAAGCAAGCUGGCCAUGCCGCUGUCGUCAUUUACUUAUCUCCCUCCAUCGAUCAAGCUGGCCAUCGCCAAAAUAUUUAUUCUCAUCGCUGGCUUACGUUAAAAGUCAUUCCUCAUAAUACGGCGCCGCAUAAUACUGCUCCAUGUUUUGAAUCCUACGAUUCGAUAAAUCAAAGAUUCUUUUCUGGCAAAUGGGGAAGGAGCGGGUGAUGUAUCCGGUUAGUGAAGUCAACUUGGAGACGGUGAAGUACGUGCCGGAAAAUAUACAAGCCCCGCAUUUGACUGGGCUUGGUUUGCAGUUAUUUGUCAAGUUGGCUGAAGCGCAGCUAUAGGGUCAUUGAUUAUGGCUCGCUUGAAGAAUCAAAACAGAAUAGUAGAGAUGUUGAAGAAAACCGUCAUUCCAGAGGCUCCAAUGUUUAAGCCUGAGUUCACACCACAAGAGCCAGAAUGUUGUGUAUCUUUAUUGGAAGAAGACGGAUCCCCUCAAGACAGGGUUGGCAUUGCCUUUAACUGUCUCCCACAUAAUGAUCCUGCUAGCAAUUGGACCUCUGAUAUGACUGUGUCAUUCCGCUACUGGAAGAUUCGUGACUAUGCUCACGCAUAUAGAUCGAAGCUUACAACUCCAUCACUGGUUGCUGAGUGCUUUAUCUCAGCCAUGGAGGAGUUUGAUAAUAAGAACCCAACAGCCCCUCUGCUGAUAUCCUUUAAUCCUGAUGAGGUUAGAAAGCAAGCUGCAGCUUCCACUCAAAGAUUUGAGGACGGAAACCCACUGUCAAUCUUGGAUGGAAUAUUCGUGGCCAUUAAAGAUGACAUUGAUCUCUACCAUCAUCCUACAAAAGGUGCUACAACAUGGUAUCACGAGGUUUAUAAAGUAGAAAAAGACGCAAUUUCUGUUUCAAGAUUACGCUGCUGUGGUGUCAUUUUAGUUGGAAAGGCAAAUAUGCAUGAGCUAGGCUUGGGUACAACAGGAAACAAUCCUAAUCAUGGGACAACAAGAAACCCCCAUGCUCCAAAGCGGUACACUGGUGGGUCAUCCUCGGGCCCUGCGGCAAUUGUAGCAUCUGGAUUGUGCUCUGCUGCACUUGGAACAGAUGGUGGAGGUUCUAUCCGGAUUCCUUCUUCCCUAUGCGGUGUUGUUGGCUUGAAGACCACAUAUGGACGUACUGACAUGCGAGGAGCAAUGUGUGGCGCUGGGACUGUGGAGAUCAUUGGACCUAUCACAGCAACUGUUGAAGACGCCAUUCUUGUGUAUUCAGCAAUAUUAGGAUCCUCUCCUGCAGAUAGAAUUUCUCUGAAACCGGGCCAACCUUGUGUACCUAAUUUAUCUUCAAAUGAAAGUUUGGAUGUUCUGGGAUCAAUGAGGUUGGGAAAGUAUACAGAGUGGUUUAAUGAUGUUUUCUCCCCUGAAAUAUCUGAAAAAUGUGAGGGUGUCCUGCAUCAACUGUCAAAAAAGUAUGGGUGCAAAGUGAUAGAGAUUGUAAUACCAGAGCUGCAUGAGAUGCGGACUGCUCAUAUUGUUUCCAUAGGCUCUGAAUCACUGUGCUCUUUGAAUCCUUACUUGGAGGGAGGGAAAGGAGCAAGAUUGACACAUGAUACUCGAACCAAUUUGGCACUUUUUCGGUCAUUCACAGCAUCAGAUUAUGUUGCUGCUCAGCGCCUUAGGAGAAGGCUAAUGUACUACCAUAUGGAGAUAUUUAAGAACGUGGAUGUCAUAGUAACUGCUACAACUGGCAUGACAGCACCCAUAAUACCAGCAAGUGCUCUUGCUGUUGGAGAGUCAAAUUUGCAAGUGUCAGGAAAUCUCAUGCGUUUCAUUAUAACCGCAAAUCUUCUGGGGCUUCCAGCCAUUUCUGUUCCUAUUGGUUACGACAUGCAAGGACUACCUAUAGGCAUCCAACUCAUAGGCCGACCUUGGUGUGAAGCUUCCAUUUUACAUUUGGCAGCUGCAAUAGAGGAGAAUUGUUCAUCCCCCAAGAGAAAGCCAUUGCAAUUCUAUGACAUACUCAAGGGAGGGAAUUGAACUCCCUUACAAAUAAGUUUUAUGACAAGGGAGUAUGCCGGCUGAAAAUUUGUCGGCAGUGAACAUUAAAUUAACUUACAAUGCGAUGCCCUCACCUUGUUGGAACAAUCUAGGAUGUCAAAGACUUAUAAGGAAACAUGGAAACAAUACCUGUUUUUGUUCAUCACGGUGGUUUUUGGAAUGAAGUCAUGGAAUAUGUAAACUUCUGUGUUUUUGGAAUUACUUUGGCUACAAACAACUCUUUUGCUGAUUUGAUUUAAAAGGUAGCAGAUAGGAUUGGAAUACAAACAACAUCAACCUCAUUAAUAGUUCAAUACAAAGUGAGAGACAAUUAUCCACCACUAAUGAUACAAGAUAACUCAGCUCUGUUGUUUUAUUUGCAUCUGAAGAAACAAGAUACAGAUGUGACGAAGUUCCCUCUAUGCAUCACCACUGCUGGUGUACAAGAAGAAACAAAUUGCAACAUGUUUCUUGUUGGAAAUAAACAAGUGGAAACAACAUCUGGGAUACAAGAAGGAACACUGUCUGAAGAAAGCUCAACGAUUAGUGAAGAGAUAGACAUUAAUGCUUUUAUAUUAGCAUGGGCAAAUAAAACAACUGAUGAACUGCUACAAGAUAAAUUUGUGGAGUCAGAAGCAACAAAGUGCAACAACAGUGAUGUAGCCCCUGAAGUAGGACUGAUAUACAAGAACCGUGCUGAGUUCAAGAAAGCACUGAAGUUGAAUGCUAUAAAAAAUCACUUCCAGUACAUGACUGAAAAGUCAAAUAAGAUUUGUUUUGUGGCUAAGUGUUUGGAUGAAAAUUGCAGUUGGGAGAUAAAAGCAAAACAAAUUGGAACAAUGGGAAGGUUUAAAGUUGUGAAGCUUGUAAAUACACAUUCCUGCAGAUUAGAAGUAAGAUUAGCAGAUCAAAGGCAUGCAACAUCAAGUUUGGUAGCAGAAUGCAUUCAAUCUAAGCUAUUGGAUCCAAAGGCGCAAUAUAAUGCAACCGAUGUAAAGAGGGACAUGCUACAGGAAUAUGGUGUUGAAAUCAGUUACUUAAAAGCAUGGAGAGCAAAAGAAAAAGCACUAAAUAAACUCAGAGGAAAACCAGAAGAAUCAUAUGGCUUUCUGCCACGGUUCUUGAAUAUUGUGAAACAAACAAAUCCUGGAUCAUUUGUGCAACUUAAAAUUAAUGAAGACAACACAUUCUUGUAUGUCUUCAUGGCUAUUGAAGCAUCAAUUAAGGGCUGGGAAUUUUGCAGACCAGUUAUUGUAGUUGACGGGACAUUUUUGACUGGGAGGUAUGGCGGAACACUGUUAACCGCAUCAACACAAGAUGCUUGUGGAAAAAUAUUCCCUAUUGCAUUUUCUGUAGUUGACUCUGAGAAUGAUGAAUCUUGGAAAUGGUUUUUCAGAAAUAUUAAAGAAGCUUUGGUUUAUAGAAGUGGAAUGGUGAUUGUUUCUGAUAGACAUGAGAGUAUUGCAAAAGCUGUUUUAGAAGUGUAUCCAGAAUCUGGGCAUGGGGUAUGCAUAUACCAUCUAUUCAACAACCUCAAGACAAAGUUCAAAAGAAAAACAAAGAAAAUGAAAGAUAGUUUUUUUGAAGCUGCACAAGCAUAUACCAAAGAUGACUUUGAUUGGCACAUUGAGGAACUGAAGAAACUGGAUGAGGGGAUAGUACCAUAUUUAUACUCAGUUGGGUAUGAAAAAUGGACUAGAGUUUUCUCAACAUCAAAAAGAUACUCAACAAUGACUUCAAAUAUAGCCGAAUCCUUGAAUGCCGCAUUGAAAAAGAUAAAAAAUCUGCCAAUAACUGCGUUGCUACAGUUCUUGCAUGCAUUGGUACAAAUAUGGACACAUAUGAACAGAAAUAUUGCAAGAAACACAUUUACCAAACUUGCAAAAGUUCCACAUGAAACACUAGAGCAAAACUACCUCAAAUGCAUGAAGCUAAAGGUGAUUCCUUCUAGUGAAGCAAUAUUUACUGUUUCUGAAAUGAACACAAGCUUUAUUGUUAACUUAGAGGAGAAGAAUUGCACUUGUAGAAGAUUCCAAGUUGAUGAAUUGCCAUGUAUUCAUGCACUGGCAGUACUCAAAAAGAUGAAUCAAGAGCCAUACAAAUUUUGCUCAUCUUACUACUUAAAGGACACGAUGCAACAAACAUAUCAACGGACUGUGCAUCCAAUUCCAGAUCAGGGGACAUGGCCAAUGAAUACUUGCGAUCAAAUGAAAAUCUAUCCCCCACAUGGAAGGAAAAAGUCUGGAAGGCCAAAGAAGCAGAGGUACAAGGCACACUGGGAGAGUACAAGUACACACAAAUGUGGGAAGUGUGGAAACCAAGGGCACAACAGAAAGACAUGUAGGAAUGCACCACAACAGUAGAAAGUUUCUAUAAUGUAGUUUCUAUAAUAUAAUUGUUUUACAAAAUCUCUCAAUUGCUACUGUUCAAACUCAAUUUAAUAUAAAUAUGCAUUCAUA
Molecule: messenger RNA, 4542 nt
Organism: Cuscuta epithymum
Lineage: Eukaryota; Viridiplantae; Streptophyta; Magnoliopsida; Solanales; Convolvulaceae
Source: the annotation of a GenBank genome assembly